AAUGGGACGUGAGGGCACGGUCAAAAGUUCAACGCGACGUGGGCGUACCACACUAAGGGGCGGAUACGGUCAAAGGUCAAAGCAAGUGGGCGGUCCCUCGCAACGUGGGUGGUCCGGAAGUAAUUCACCCCUCCCCCUCCUCUGCAAAGGUCAAUGACCCCAUCAAUCAUACCUGUCAAUCAUUUUGACACUAUGUCCCCCAUAUAUACUACUCACCAUUCACCACUUGAGUAAAAUCAAAAGAGUCAACAAGGCUAAUAAAAUCCUUGGCCAGGGAGUUUUGCUCACAACAAACAUGAAUGUUGAAAUCCCCUACCAUCAGAAGUCUGUAUCUAAGAACAGCGUCACCUAAAAAAAUUGAGAAAUCUUUUAAAAAGUCCUUAUUUGAUUUUGGAGGACGAUAAACCACAGCGAUCGCUAAUUUGUGUUCAUUUAAUUGAAAUAGAAGUACUUCAAAACUGGAAAAAGAUUCAGUCUUUAGAGCUCUACAACAGAAGCUACUUUUAAACACCGAUGCAAGCCCACCUUGCCAUGCCCUGAAGUGUAGGGUGGUUCAAAAAGGAGCAGUUUGUGGGCACUAGUUGAGAGAAAGGGCUUGUAUCCCCCGCAUUUAGCCAUGUCAUUACAGUUACUUUUUAAAUGAGUGGUAAUCAAAUUACAUCAGUUACAUCUGAAAAAUAUUUUAGAUGACCAAAGUGAUUCAUUGGAAUUUUAAAGUCAAUUAUUUAUUUUAAACAUUAGUAUAAACUGUAACAGGCAAUUAAUUUAAACAGCAAUGACAAUCUGCAAAAGCAUCCUUAUCUACAGUUCUGCUCAUAAAUUUCAUACCCCUUGCAGAAUAUGCAAUAUUUUAAUAAUUUUAACAAAAUAAGAGGUAUCUGGGUUCAUAGAGAUUGCAUGUUAACUUUAUUUAGUACUGUCCUGAAUAAGCUGUUUCACAUAAUAAAAGUUUACAUAUACUCCACAAGACAAACUGGCUGAAUUUAUACAAAUUGGCACAUUAGAAAUCUGUCUGUCAUUACCUAAAUGAUCAACUACUGUUUUCAUGUUUUGUGAUAUUUGUUUGUGAGUCCAACUACUGUUUUCAUGUUUUGUGAUAUUUGAGUCCCUUGUUUAUGUAAUUUUAAGGUAAUUGUGACUUUUUAUCUUACAGUUCUGACUUUUUCUCACAAUUGCGAGUUUAUAACUCACAAUCCUAAUAAUAUUAUAUACACAUGCAAAACAUUUGAAUUUUUAUAAAGUUACAAAGUCAGAACUGUAUGAAAUAAAGUCAGAACUGCAAGAUCUGGGAAUUUUUGUUUUUUCAUGCAAUUCUGAUUUCAUAACUUGCAAUUGUUUAAAUCUUGCAAUUCUGAGAUAAUUACCUUUUUAUUUCUUUUAUUUGGUGAUUGAAACAAGUCUCCAUGAAACACAAUGCAUUCAGAAAAGGGGGUGGAAAUGUUUGAACAGGAUGACGUGUAAAUAUUUUUAUUUUGUUCACCAUAUUUUAAUAAAUCCAAAAAAAGACAACCACAUACAGUACAUAAUAACAAACAUCCCAGCAAACACAAUCCGAUCUGAAGACGUCACCAGUCUUAAUUUGGUCAGCAUGACAUUACUUUGACCAUGUAAGGACAAAGUAAGGUAAAGUUAAAUUUUUUUGGAUCUUGGCCCAAAGCCUCAAAAAUGUUGUGAAUUAAUCACACAAUUUUAGAAAAAAGGUUCAUUCUAGAACUGUAGGAUUCUAUUCUCAGUCCCAAAGAAACUUAUAGAACCUUAGGUAGGUAUACCUCAUAUGCUUACUUUUAAAUAGCUGUUGAUGUAUUGUGAUGUUACUUGCUGAUUGGUCUGGGUGGCACUGCAUGUCAAGUCAAACAAGCCUAUUUUGGGAGGGGACUGAUGAGUUGAAUCGGGUGUUUUAUAUAGACAAACAAUCUGGGAGGAAAUUCAUCUAAAUUACCAAUAGUCAAUUUUAUGAAUUAUGACGCUAGUAGCAGUAGAUUAGAGCUGCUGCCUGUCAUUUUCCAUCCCUGAAUGAUGUCCGAAUGGCCAAAGUUUGCUCGACGUAUGUGUGAUAUCUAGGGCCAUAUGAUUGCCGCGAUGUAUUUAUAAUCUGCUUGUUUAUGAGUGAAAGAGUGGCAUGGUUGCACUUGUGGAGCUUUCAGCGUCUGCGUUUCACAACGAGGAAGCUUUCGUCAAACACCCCUUUGCGGUAACCCGUCAAAAUAAAAGUAUUUUAUUUGAGAACAAGUUAUAACAUUGACCACGUUUACAUGGACGUCAGCAAUCAAAUUAUUUGCCUUAUUCUGAGUAAGCUAAUAUUACGAUUAAGGUGUUUACAUGAGUUGCUUUAAGAAUAUACCUUUCAUGUUCCCGUUUUACAUGUUACACUACAUAGUUCGAUUAAUGGCAUACGUCAUUACAUCCCUAAGCGACGCCGUUCGACGUUCCCUCCAUAAUUUCAUGUAUCAACAAACAGUUCGUCUUCGCAAGGUACAACAUACAGUUUUUGGUGUUUCAUUUAUUUUCUUGAAUUGUUGGCAUCUUUCUUGUUUCCCGUUCGGACCAAAAAUGUGCUUUCUUGCUUGAAGCCAUGUUUGCUGUAAAACGAAACAGCUGUCCACUGCCGUGCGCGUGUGUAACCUGUCGCAAAGUGCCGCGAAAGUUCCUAAGCACCGGUGCGAUUAAGCUGUGUACAUGUCUAUACCGCACUUCGAUAAUGCGACUAAAAUAGGAGUACUUCACCCGUCCUAAUUCGAUUUGUGUUUACUACAAUUAUGAGUUUAGACGGAUUAAACUGAUCAAAAAGCUCUGUUUACAUGGUACAUUCUUAAUCAGAGUAUUGUCUUAAUCGUGUUAAUAUUGGAAUCUUGUUGUCCAUGUAAACGUGGUCACAGUUUUUAAUAAUUCGGCCAUGGAGUGUAUUUACUUACUUUAGUAAAUUGAAGUAAAUGUGCUAGUAAAAUUAUAAAAAAUAGUACAUAUAAUUAAAAAAAUAUUACUUGCUUAGAAAAUAGUACUUAAAUUUAUGUAGACCUAAAACCAGAAAGGAAAAAAUAAAUACGGUCUACCAGCCAAAUAACCAUAGUGAAUAUGUUGAAUUACAUUAUGAUGUGCACCUAUGCACAUGCUUAGUGCCGUAAGUGGUAUGCUAAGGAACACACAGGUUUUGUUAUGUGGCAUUUUCUGUUUGCUCAGCAUUUGAAAACUGCAGUUCUAAAGCUCAGCUGUAAUAAAGAAACUUAAAAUGUUUAACAUCUUUUCACAUCGUGUGUUUUUGCAUCAAAUUUAGAGCGUAGUAUCGAUUACAGUAUUGAUAAGUACCAAUAAAAUCUUAAUGAUGCCCAUCCCUAGUCAAUAUUCAGGAGAUGGCUCCCUCUGCUGGUGUGGCGUUACACUAUCUAACAGGUAGGAAAUAUACAGAAUUUGAAAGUCUUGACCACUAAAUUCUUCAUUAAAUACAGAAGAAUUCUACAAAACACAUUGAAUUCUUAUUUUCUUUUGUUUUCUGAUAAACAUUAGUGACAGGAGUCACAGCAGCAGGUUUAAGAAAUCUGCCGCUCGUAUCUAAAGCUGCCUCAUGCAUUCAAGAUUUUAUUUAACUCAUAGAAGUCUGUGCUUAUGAAGAUACGUGAUAAAUGUGCUUUAAGGCAUAAUCUUGUGUGUUUUUGUGUAUUGAAGCACGAAAGAAAACAUAAUUCUGGUGUGCUGUCUGACAGAGACUUUCUGUGCGGCACAGAAGCUGCCUGUCUGUGCAAGACGUGUCAAAGCCGUUUUAAAUCGUGCUUAAAUGGUUUAAAAGCCUUUGCAUAAAUAAGAUCAUUUAAUGUAACACUAGCCAAUGGAUGACAGAAAAAAACAGAUUUUCAAACAUGUAUGACUUUUUUUCUUCUGCAGAGCACAAAAGAAGAUAUUUUGAACAGCAGUACCCAUUGACUAGCAUUGUUAGUGGAAGUACAGACCCAGAAAAGAACAUGUUACAUUAGCAAAAAGAAUUAAAAAAAAUGGAAAAGGGCUUGUUACCAAAAAUAGGCAAACAUACAGACAGACCACACUACUUGAAAACACCACACUUUUUUGACAACAUAAAUAGCAUGUGGCUGUAAUUGUUGGCACUCUGACAAAUGUCUGCACAGGUCAACACAAUGGGCGUCACCCAGACUGUGACCAUGUAUGUCUGCUUCCUCUUCAGAAAAGGCAAAACUCAUACCAAUCUCUCCGUCUUUAUAGCGCUGUAAUUUCCUUUGAAGAGGCCCAGUCACGGGUGAGCGUUGGCGGGGACAAACCAACACCACAUGCAGCUUUCAGGAAUCUUAUGCUACAGAUUGGAGUCGGAGAAGGACACAACCCUUUGAAGACAGGAUGUAGUAAUGAUGGGAAAGUUUUGGGCUUGGGCAAAUAUACGGAUUUAUGGCCUUUAGAUUCAAGGCAGUAUUAUUUGAUUCCAAUGUUUUAAAGUAAAUAAGGAUUAAAUAUUUUACCAAAUGCACUUGAACACUAAACCAAACAUUUUGUUGUCUGCUGUUGCUUGUUUUUUUUAGAAUUUGUUCCACAGACAAAACACGCAUACUCUUACAUUUAAAAAAAUCAAGAAACUUAAAUAUUUAUUCUUCAGUUAAUGUCAUAACAUGUCCCCAUGUUAAAUUUACUAUAAUUCACACAAAUUUCUUUCAGUGCUUUAAUUGUCAAUAAAAAAUAAGGUUCAAAUGUCUUGAAUUGAGUAUUCUCUAGACAAAAAAAUACUCCUAAUGUAAACAGGCAACUGUAGCAGAGGCUGAGGGCCCGUGGAACUGAUUUGUGUAGUUUGGGUCUGCAGCAGCUAGUUGUGGUAAAUUUACUGUUGACCGCAACAGACUUCUCUCGAUGAACAUUCAACUCCCACACACUGCCCCAAACAGACCUUUCCCCCUGCUUUUCGUAACGGCAUAUGGCCCAAUAACAAAGAUCUGUACAAGACUCACUCUGAAAGCAAGCCUGUGGACUGUUGCUUGAUGAAUAUAGACAUUGUGUUAUGACUAGAGUGUUGUGGGUCUUCUGAUGCCUUUUUAUGUAGUUGUUAAGGUAAUUAUUUUUAGUCUUGUACUCAGUUGUUCUGCGCAUAGAUGUAUAGAUGCUGCAUUGGCUGGAAAAUUGUUAAAGCGGAGCUAUCAUGCUAUGUCAUGCAUUCUGACUUCUUUACACUGUUAAACAUGCUGGCUUCUCAUGCUUAACAUGGUCAACUUGUUAAAAAAUGAGUUGGACGUAUGACGUAGUAUUUCUGUACUUGAUACCCUCCCCCAGCACUCCAACUUGUUUCAGAAAGUUUUUUCUAAUUCUGGAUCCCUGUGUCGUCACAGGGAUCCGAUUUCUUUUAUUAGCCAAAAGUAGGGCAAGGCAAAGGCAAAAGAGCCCGCCCACGAGCCAACCAACCAACGAGCGAGACCUUAUCUGCGAUGCGUCAAGAUGGGUUGUGCUGCAGCUCGUUACUCUAGCGAUAGUGAAGUUUAAGUGUGUCUGUUUGUUCACUGCGUUUCAGUGAUGAAUGUUAUAUAAAUGGUGGAUAUAACGCUGGACUUGGAGACCGUUUGAAACUGAUAGAUGGCGCGGUCCCAGUGCUAAAAGAUGCCGGACAUGAACUGCACGCGAAUACUUUUCAAAAAUGAAGACUGUUGUUGUUUUAAUGCUCCUCAUUGCCACAAUUUACUGCCUACCUGUGAAGCGCUCAGCUAGCAGUUCUGAGAGCUCAGAAGAACAUGCAGUUGUUCAACGGCCUGCUCCAAUGCUACGAACACCUGCUGCUAAACUGGUUCAGCCACAACCUGAACAGACCGUGCCAUCAGAAUCCAAUGAAAGCACAGACAGUGCAGAUGACACUGGGGAUGCAGAGGAUGAACCAGACGCAGAUGAGAUUGAAGUGGACAAUGAGACCAAUUCCACUGAGAGUGAAUCUGAUGAAUCUGAUGAAACUGAUGCCACGUUUGUCCCACCCACCGAGGAGCCCACCUUAGACCCUAUCAUCAACACAGGUCGGGGAGACAGUUUAGGAUACCCCGAUGACUACAAAAAAGCCAUAUUCUAUGUAGAUGGAAAGGACUAUGAAAAAAUUCCUUCUCCAUACAAAUCUUACAGCAAUGAAAAGUUGGAAGGUUUAAUGAUAGUCAGCAAGAAGAUGUCUGCCUACGAUGGUCAAAACAUCAAUGAUGUGGAGAAAGAAAUUCAACAUUACAAGGCUCUAAAGGUUCACGAUGAUCUUCUGGAGGAGGAGGACACCAGCACUCCAGAGAUGGAUGCUGCUCUGGGAGAAAGUGAGAUCGCCCUCGUGGGGAGCCAGGACAACGAGGGAACCAGUGCCGGUGACUCUUCUAGCGCUAGUACCAGCCAGGAGGAAACUAACAGGAGCCCAAGCAACGAGGAGACCACAGCAACUCCUGGAGUCACAGACAGAGAUGUUGACUCCUCACAGAGUACAGAGAGUCAGGAGAGCGAUGAGGACACCCCUCAGACCCAAGAGCCAUCUGUUGUCAUUGCAAUAUAAAAUCAUCUAAGCACACAGACUCCAGAGGCUGUCAACAAUUAAGAAUGCAAUUAUAACCAUAUUUUAUUGUGCUGGAUGUCACACUCUGCCUAGUGUUAGUGUGAGUGGCAAAGCAUGAUGGUUCAGUUACUGCAAGUGCUUGAGCUGUGUUGCAAAACUUUCAUCUUCCUGUAUAUUGCACAACUAUUUACAAUGUUCAUGUAAAUGUAAUUUGGUACUGCUCUGUGUUAUGACUUUUGUCAUUUAUGAAUAAAUUUCCUAUAUCAGUUAUUCAGGUUUCCUAGUGCAAUGGGAAUAGCAGUUGGCAAAGUACAAACAUUCAGACAUUUUCUAGAUUACACUGAAAAAAAGCUGCAAAUUGUCCUAUACGAUACAUUUUUGGUGGUCAAUAUCAAUAUUGCUCCGAUUGCUCAGAGGUCAGUUAAAGCUUAUACUAUUAAUCUGAAAAGGUUUAAGCACAUGAUUAGUCCAAUGGAAUUUGUGGUACACAUGUGAAAAAAAUCUAAAGCCAAAUGCCCCUACGAUGGAGGGUCCAUCUGUUUAAAGCUAUUGUUCAUAUAUUGCAAAAAGGAAAAUAAAUAUACAAGAGAAAGAAAUAUCCACUCUACUACCACUGCUCAUGUGCAUCUGUACCUUAGAACAAUGUAAUGUGUCAAACACUAUGAUGCAGGGGUAUCAAAAUCAGAGACUUUAAAUCUGUCAUCUUGAGUUCUGAAAACCAACAUUAUUUAUACUUUUUUUUCCAAUGCCUUGGGUAGUGCAGCCACCAGACAAAUAUUUCUUAAACUUUAAAGUUUCUGAGUCUGUAAUUUUCUGCACUAAAUAAAAUAGCUGAUUCCACCCUGAUUGACAUCAGGAUUGACAAUAUAGUAACAUAGUGGACAUGACCUCAAGUGAACCUCUUACUUUUGUAUGUUUAAGUAUAUCUGGAAAAUCACAGAGCUAUACACCCCCUACAGUGGAAGAUGUGAAAUAGAUCAGACUACUGAAGACGAUAUAAGGGCCGUUCACACUAUGGACGAUAAAGAUAACUGAAACUAUAAGUAUAAAAAUUAAAACAAUUUUAGAAAUCAUUUUUAAUUUAAGAGAAUAGGGGGGUUAAAAUAACGAUAAAGAUACAGAGAACGAUAUCUUUGGGAUCUGUCAGGAUUUGAGGGAAAACCCAGAUGCAGGCAGCACUGAAGGGGUUAACAAGAUUUAAUAACAAAAACAAAAGCCCACGAUGGGGUAACAAAGACAGGACUAAAUAAUAAUAUACAAAACAAGAAACAAGGACUUCCCAUUUGGGGGCAAAAAACUAAACAAAAUACAAAAAGACACAAUGUCUUAACAGGUAAGGUAAGGUAAGGUAAGCAGGGGCGUCGCACCUGUGGGGGAUGACUUUUCCCAGUGAGAGGGUUCAACACCCGCACUUUUUCUGCAGUUUUUCCGCAGUUUUGCACAAACGCCUUACAGCAGUCGCUCCUCCGUUUCUCUGGCCGCUCUGUGUCUGCGCUCACUGCGGCUGCCUCCUCUCCCCUCCCUCUCAAACAUGACACCGGCUUUGAGUGUGAUUGGCUGUUCUGCCUUAAGUCCCGCCUCUCUUGGUGUGUUAGAUUUAUCGGUGAGCUCGUGCUGAGGAGGCGGGAACUUAUGGUUAUGGUUAUUUACAUUUCCUUUUUCCAGGUACUUUGAAUGAGUGUUUAUGCUUUCGAGGUUUUUAAAUAAGCUUGAUAUGUGUUUGGGAAGAUAUUCUGUUUAUGUUUUGUUGACAUGUCGAGUGUUUUCUGUAUUAUAUUUCGUUUUUUAGACUAAUGCUAAUUGCUAAUUGGGAUAUUGUUCAGCAGCUAGCUAAAUCCGGUUAUGUAUGUGGCAUGCAAUGUAUAAAGUAACUGUGAUGAAGAAGGCAGGGAAUUGACGAGGAGGAGGGACAAAUUGGCAUUGUUAAGCAGUGUGUUUAUGGGUUUAUUGCCAGUGCAAUUGAUUUUGAUAUUUUGAGCAUUGUUCGUUGAUUAGCUGAAUACUUUUGUGGAUACUUAUCUGUUGUAUUUGAUUGUACCUGUUGAGGAGAAAAAAGUGAGAUAUGAUGUCAUUGUUUGCAUAACUGUUGAAGAACUAUGAAAGAAAAGUGUAUGUUAUUUUAAUGUUUAAAAACAGUAAAUUGUUACAUUUAUACCACCAGAGAAAAAGCUUUGUCUGGGCGUUUUUUUUAUUUUUUUAAUAUCUCCCCUUUUCAAGGCGCAAGUAAGCAAAAGUAGCAGUCUCAGUCACAGUCAUGUCAAACCAGCUGUAUCAGUGUUUUGUUUUGAAGGAGAAAAUAAAACAUAUAUCGCUGGACUCGGACGAGACCGACUAGAACAUUUUCGAGACCAAUGACCAAGUCCGAGACAAGUCCGAGUUCAAAUACCAACGAGUCCAAGACAAGUCCGAGACCAUUAAAAAACGUCUCGAGUCCGGACUCGAGUCCGAAACUGUACUCGAGUACUACAGCACUAUUAACAAGGGACAGGUGUGGGUAAUGGAACACUCAGGGAAAGCUGAACGAGGGGGCGGGGCCAAUGACGAGACCCAGAGAGAGAGCAUAGCAGAUCAAAACAAACAAUGUCAUGUCUAGGGUUGGGAAUCGAAAAUAAAUUCCAAUUUGGAAUCGGAAUCGAAAGGCUAGGAAUCGGAUCGGAAUCGAAAGGAAUAGGAAUCGGAUACUUGAGAUUAAAAUUUGAAUUCCUCUUAUCAAUUCCUGUGUGCAUAUUUUCAGAAAAGUACAUGCGUUGCAUGAUCUGCUGAUAUCUCAAUAAAAGCCCUUAUGAAAAUGUAGCGAGGAAGGCGGGACGAGAGCCGUGGGGCAGGAAGGCGGGGCCGGUGGCGUGAGUGAUUAUGAGUAUCAGCUGUACGCGCACCGGUCCCGCAUGCCUCACGGGGAGCUAGGGAGCAUAAGAGGACGAGCGACGGGACUGCCGAGGAGAGAGGACCGGGCCCGGAAAUGUUAAGUUUUAUUUAUGUUUGUGUGGCCGGCAGUCGACCGUGAGGUGGCUGCCGGCCUUUUACUUCCGUGUUAUUGUUUGUUUAUUUUUGAUUAAAGUUUAUUGUUUAAAUGUUCGCCGGUUCCCGCCUCCUUCCUUCCCUACAUUGAACUUUGUUACAGAAAAUUAUCGAUAUUUUUUACUAUAGUAAGCAUAGUUUAGCUAUAGAAUUUGCAUUAAAGCAAAGGAAUCACAAAUUAACCAUAGUUGCAUUAUAGUAACUGCAGUUUAACCAUGAUGUAGUUCAACUAUGAUAAUACAAAUUGUAAUAAAUCAGAAAAGGUGUGUUUCCCUUUCUGUCGGUCUCUCGACGUUGUGUCGAACUGACAGAAUGGGGUUUGUCUUGAGAACCUAUCAUCUUCUGAGUAUUUAGAAAAGG
Molecule: messenger RNA, 9871 nt
Organism: Triplophysa rosa
Lineage: Eukaryota; Metazoa; Chordata; Actinopteri; Cypriniformes; Nemacheilidae
Gene: spp1
Product: secreted phosphoprotein 1
Exons: 8
Coding region: 5618-6493 (291 amino acids)
Biological process (GO): cell adhesion; ossification
Source: RefSeq, a predicted model, not a curated record